ACCCAGUGGAGAUGGAAUAUCAGGAGGCCGUCAGUAAAAGCACCUUCCAGCAGCUGGUGACAGAGCUGGAGCCUUCCACCAGCUACAGUUUCUACAUCAAAGCCUACACUUCCCGUGGGGCCAGCAAGGCCUCUGACAUUGUGGUGGUGAGCACCUUGGGAGAAGUACCGGCAGUGCCCUCCCUCUUCAUUAAAGUCCUCAACAGCACUGCCGUUCAAGCCACGUGGGAACCUUCCAUCAAACUGGGCCAACAUGAAGGGUUCAAACUCUUCUACCGCAAAGUCCAUCUUCCUCACUUCACGGGACCCAUACUUCUGCCCAGCAACAUCACCUCGUGCAACCUCACACAUCUUGAUCCAUCCGUUGUGUACGAAGUCAAACUGCUUGCUUACAACCAACAUGGUGAUGGGAACUCCACCGUCCGUUUCGUGUCCCUUCGAGAAACUGUUGAAAAAACAGACCUCAAUCCACCCUGCAACUGCAUGAAGGAUGAGUCAGCCAACAAGACCUCAGCUACUGGGAUCAUCAUUGGAAUCCACAUUGGGGUCACCUGUAUCAUCUUCUGUGUCCUUUUCCUCAUGUUUGGCUACAGAGGACGACUGCUGAUGUGUAAAAACGUGCAAGAGCAGCUGUCAACCCCGCAGAUCUCGAGAGGACCGAGAAACACCUCUGGCCCAGCUCUAAACGGGUCUACUAAAAGGGAAGACCCGGACGUCAAUGGGAAACCACUGGAUGUGAAUGAACUGGAGAGGUUGUUCCCAGCUUUGCCUUCCCAACCCAGUCCCCAGACAAAGGGAAUCACACUGGAUCCCAUUCCAAAUACUUCACCUAUUGAAAUCCAGAUGUCUACUCUUCCUCCGGAGGAGUUUAGCAUCCUGGAGGAAGAGAACAACACCUUUCCAAAUGUACCUUCUGGGCCCCGGGGCCCCUCUCCUCACCAUCCGCCAAGAAGAACCAGCUUUGAAGCAAGCGCCGACCAAUGA
This is a messenger RNA of Thamnophis elegans (Western terrestrial garter snake), 983 nucleotides long. RefSeq names its product immunoglobulin superfamily DCC subclass member 3-like. Lineage: Eukaryota; Metazoa; Chordata; Lepidosauria; Squamata; Natricidae. The record is from RefSeq and is a predicted model, not a curated record. Gene Ontology annotation, molecular function: protein binding. Gene Ontology annotation, biological process: axon guidance; cell-cell adhesion. Gene Ontology annotation, cellular component: axon; plasma membrane.